This is a messenger RNA of Tachyglossus aculeatus (Australian echidna), 1591 nucleotides long. It is a transcript of the gene STAP2, whose product is annotated as signal transducing adaptor family member 2. Bases 46 to 1314 code for a protein of 422 amino acids. The transcript has 14 exons. Gene Ontology annotation, molecular function: signaling adaptor activity. Lineage: Eukaryota; Metazoa; Chordata; Mammalia; Monotremata; Tachyglossidae. The record is from RefSeq and is a predicted model, not a curated record.
ACAACAGAACAGGGCUCUUCCUCGUCUCCCCUUCCCUCCCCAGCCAUGGCCUCGGCCCCGGGAUACCCCAAAGGCCGCAAAUCCAAAUCCUCUCUCCCCUGCCAUUACUAUGAAGGCUACGUGGAGAAGAAGGGCCCCAAGGAUCGGGACUUUAAGAAGUUCUGGGCUGGGCUCCAGGGCCUCACACUGUAUUUCUACAACAGCAUUCGGGACCCCCAGUAUGUGGAGAAGGUGGAUUUGGAGACGUUUGUGUCGCUGACAGACGAUGCCCCAAGGACCGGGCUAGGGGGCAGCCCCAGGGAUGGGGGAACCUGGCUAUGCCUAUCGCUCCGGAACCAGGAACUCCUACUCAAGGUGGAGAGUCUGGAGGCACGGGAGAUGUGGAAGGGGUUCAUCCUCACGGUGGUAGAGAUGAAGGUCCCUUCCAAUCUGACCCUGCUCCCAGGGCACAAGUACAUGAUGGCGGAGGCCCUGGCCAAGGAGGAGGAACGCCGAGCCCACGAGAUACCUCACUGCUUCCUGAAGGUCAGCCGACUGGAGGCCCAGCUGCUCUUGGAGCGCUACCCCGAAUGCGGGAAUUUGCUCCUGAGGCCAGGGAGCGACAGGGCCGGCAUCUCCGUCACCACCCGCCAGAUGCUCAAUGGGACCGAAGUUGUGCGGCACUACAAGGUGAAACAGGAGGGGCAACUGUACAUCAUUGAUGUGGAGGAGCCGUUCUCCUGCUCGUCUCUCUGGGCUGUAGUGAACUAUUUUGUCUCCAACACCAAGAAAGCGCUGGUCCCAUUCCAGAUGGAUGAAGACUAUGAGAAGGUGAUAGGGUUUGUGGAGUCCAACAAAGAGAACGGAGAGAGUAGCUGGGCCGCCUCCAAGUCCUUCCCACCUCCAGCUGCAUCUAGCCCAGUGCCUGGUAAACAACCCGUGAAGCCCCCCGGCCUGGACAAAAAUCCCUUGAAGCCCCCCACGAUAGGUCCCAUGCCACCCUCUGAAGAGAACUACGUGAUCCCCAUCAGCGAGCCCCAUACCCAAUAUGUCAAUGAAGAGGAAGUUGCUGAAUUCCAACGCUCGAAGCCCAGCGGGCUGCCCCUGAACCGGCCCAAUGGUGUGAAAACCAAGUGGGCAGCGAAGACCCAGGAGAAGGAGCCUCCUCCCCUGACCAGAACAGAGCCGAAAGGCCUCAUCUCCUCUGCCACCCCGAAGAAAUCUGGAAUUAGCUCUUCACACCCCAAAUUCCUGGCUUCCAUGGGCAUCUGCACCGAAAUGUCAGAGGAACUGGAGCGGAAGCUGCAGCUGCGCAGAGCGACCCUGGACGAGUGACCUGCACCGCUGAAGCCUGUCUCCAGCCACUGCUACAGGGAGCCUGAGGCUAAGGCCUCUUCCCCUCCCCAGUACCAGUUUGACAGGCCCCAGCAAACAAGGACCAUCCUGCCCCGUUCCCCGCAUCCUGAGCCCAGGGGAUGCCAACUAGACCUGGAGCCCGAGUGGCUGGGACACAACCCAGGGGCCAGAGAAGGGCAUGAGCCAAAUCUUUGCCUUCGAUCUGCACCCCUUAGCCCCCAGCACUCCCUUCGGGUAUUAAAAGGGUUCAUUCUCA